UGUUGAUUGGUGUACUAUGGAGAGAGAUCUGCAUUAAUGAGUGCACUUGUAGGUCUUCUCUCCUCAGAUACAUCUCUUACAUGUCUUAUCUCUUAACACCACAUACCUCUGCUGCCACAUGAUUUUUUCGUAACGACGAAAGACCCCCCAAGCCCCCUGGGUAGUGGGGUUAGAGCUUCAUCUGCUGGUGCAGAAGGUGCUGUUCAGAUUAGCCAGCCCGUAGCGGCAGCUAUAGGCAUUUAGACAGACAUUGCUAACGCUUUACAGGGUACAGGGUACGUACGGAAGUAACAUUAAUAAGCGGAAGCAGCAGCUUUAGUUCCUCGUUCAGAAGCCCAUUACAGUUCCACACUGCAGAAUGGAACCUCUGAUCAUCAUCGUUCUGGCUUUCUCUGCGAUCUCAGUUUUCAGAGCAGAGGAGUUUUUGUUUGUGCGGAAGGGAAGGUCUGUUCGUCUGGAUGUGCAGGGAUAUGAAGGACUCCGGUUUCACACCCUUUACUGGAAGUUCAAUAGCAAAGAAACUAUACUAGAAUACAGUAAUAAGUAUAAAGGUCUGACAUCAUUUGAAGAUUAUGAAAACAGGACUGAAUUUGAUCAAAAGAACUUCACUCUGCUGCUGAAGAACGUGCAGGAGAGAGACAGUGGGAUCUACACAGCAGAGAUAACUGAUGCUAAAGGAAAGGACAGAGAUGUUGCUUCCUACAGGCUCACAGUUCAAGAGGCCCCGCCCACACCCGAGGUGGGAGUGGCGUUACUCUCCUCUGCUGGAGGGUUCUGUAAGGUGUCGGUGAACUGCUCUGCUAACGACACCUGGGCCAGCUACACCUGUAACCACGCCCACUGCACAAAGGUAGCAAAUACAACCUUGUCAACAGAAGUCAAGAUCACUGUCACGGCAACCAAGGAGGCUAUCAGCUGCAGCAGCAGUAACCGGGUCGGCACAAAGAUGCAAUCAAAAUCCACAAAGCACGUCUGUACACCGAUCAAUGAGAACAAUCAAGGGGAGUCAUGGGGAGUCACUGUGGGAGUCAUUGUGGGAGUCAUUGUUGCCGCCGUCAUCAGCAUUACUGUCUUUGUCAUUUAUAAAAAGAGGAGGAAAUCUGGAGGGUCCCAGAUACAGGAAAGGUGCAAUACUGAAUAUGCUUCUGUUGAGGGCCCGGCUGUGGUGCUCAGAAAUCCAAGCACAGUAGAAACCAUGCAUGAUGCAGUCACCACUGCAAACCCAGAGUGCCACCUGGAGGUGAGCACAGUCUAUGAUGUGUUGGGACCAGCAGGAGACCCUCCAACACAACCUGAGUCCAUAUAUGCUGCCGUGAAUAAGGUUGCAUCUUAACCCUUAGAAGAGUAGACUAUCUGGGCCGUCUGGGUAGUGUAGAGGUAUAAGCACUCUACCUCUGACUACCGCCGCAGAGACCCCGGUUCAUUCCCUGGCAGCGGUACUUCCGGCUUGGUCAGACGUUCCUACGAACACAAUUGGCAGUGUUCGCGGGUGGGAAGCCGGUGAGGGCAUGAGUCCUGAUCGUUGCAUUAGCUACUCCUACUGGUUAGUCGGGACGCCUGUUCAGCAGGGAGGGGAUCUGGGAGAGAUAGCGUGAGCCUCCGCAUGCGUUACGCUCUCCCAGUGAAACUCCUUGCUGUCAGGUGAAAAGAAGCGUCUGGUGACUCCACAUCUGUAUCAGAGGCUGGCAUGUGGUAGUCGACACCCUGCCCAGACCAACAGAGGAUAGCGCAUCGACCAGGACUGUGAUACACAUGGGGAAUUGGUAUAACGACUAAAUUGGGGAGAAAAUGUCAAAAAAAAGAAGAGUAGACUUUCUGGAAUGUUUUCAAAAUUGGAGUUCUAGAACUUCAUUGCUUUCAAUUAAAGGCAGCUAUUCUUACACCAGCAUCCCAAUGUUCAGUCACAAGCAUUCCAAUAACAUAUUUGUGAUCUUGCACCUUAAUGGGUUAAUAAGAUUCUAUUCAUUCAUGCUGCUGAUCUUCCAGUGCUGUGAUUGGUCCAAAACAUUUAGCACAAAGAAUCCAAUGACCCAAAUGUCUCACAUAAUUGUUCUGUUGCAAACUGUUCACCAUGGAGUCUCUCAGCAAUGCUUUCCUUCAUGCACCUGCCACACAGCCCCCUUCUAUGGAGGGAUAUUGUUGACUGAGUAUUUAUUUAUUUUUUAUUUUUUUGCAUUUUAUUGUGGAACAUUUAAGCUGUGGAACGUUUCGACUGUGGAACAUUUCAGCUGUGGAACGUUUUGACUGUGGAACAUUUCAGCUGUGGAACGUUUUGACUGUGGAACGUUUUGACUGUGGAACAUUUCGGCUGUGGAACGUUUUGACUGUGGAACAUUUAAGCUGUGGAACAUUUCAGCUGUGGAACGUUUUGACUGUGGAACAUUUCGGCUGUGGAACUCUUGAGCCGUUUCAGAGUGACAGCUGUCCUCACAGUGCUUUUUUUAGCGUGUGUAUUCUGCACCGCCAGCUCGGUUUUGAGUGACCUGCCAGAUCCAGACGGGUCUUGGUGAGGGGCACCAAAAUCAGGGUCGCCCCAUCCUGUAGGUGAGAUACGAACUGCGCAUUUGGCCCUGCCUUCCUUGAAAAGAGUGUGGGGUCAACAUAUUUUUUUUUAGCCCUGAUUUUCCCAAUUCGAACGCAACCAAACUUCUCGAUCUCCCGCCGCAACUUCUCAUGCUGAUGUCAGGAGGAGAUGCAAGUCAUGAUGCAAGUCAUGUGACUCCUCCGAUUCAUGCUGAGUCAGCGGCCUCUUUCCAAUCCCUUCUCAAGAUCCAGUUUUACUGACCUGCCUUUUACAACGAAUGAUCUGUAUUUUUACUUCUGUUUCAUCCAUUUUUAUCUUCUUACAUUGUUGUCUGUCUGUCUUUUUACUGUUGUAAAUCUGCUUGCACUGUAUGCUUGAAAAGUGCCAUGCAAAUAAAAGUUAUUUUUUUAUCAUUAUG
Molecule: messenger RNA, 2942 nt
Organism: Anguilla anguilla (European eel)
Lineage: Eukaryota; Metazoa; Chordata; Actinopteri; Anguilliformes; Anguillidae
Product: natural killer cell receptor 2B4-like
Exons: 6
Coding region: 359-1333 (324 amino acids)
Source: RefSeq, a predicted model, not a curated record